AUGAUUGAAAAAAACGACGGUCAAGACGCUAAGAAUCACGUGCAUGAAAUUCAAACACGGCAUGCCGCGUCAACAAGUGCUAGAACACUCAGUCUCUCUUCUUUACAGUACGUGGUGGGUGAAGAGGACACUCGUACGAAAGUAUCUGCAGGAUCGGCAAC
Messenger RNA from Amoebophrya sp. A25, 161 nucleotides. Lineage: Eukaryota; Dinophyceae; Syndiniales; Amoebophryaceae. The record is from the annotation of a GenBank genome assembly.